AUAUUUGUUGUGACUUGCACUUUGUAGGCUACACAUAUAAGUGUUUUUAGUCUCGCCUAGUUUGAAUAACACAAUAAAUUUAAAUUUAAUUCGGAGUACUUUAGUUCCGUUUUACGCUGAAUCGAGUGCAGUUGGCAAAUUCAAAAUGAAUCGAAUUAUAAAAACUGUUGUUUUGAUAUUCUUAGUACAAAAACUUUCUACUGCUGAAGCUUUUAUGGACGAGACUUGUGAAGUGAACCGAGAAAUGGAACAACAGUGUCGCAGUUAUACUUACUCCGUUGUUAAGCCUAUGCUAGACUACUUGCGCCAAGUGAGCGAAGAGCUACAAGAAAGCAAAUCAAAAGAUGAAAUCAUAAAAGACUUAAGAGAAAAGUUAGUUCAGCAGGAAAUGAAUGAGGCAUUGAUAAAAGAAUUGGGAUCUCAAAUCGAUUUCCAAAAGAGAAUAGAUAACCUGACUGAGGGCAAUAAGAAAUGCAAGGCCGAAUUAGCGAGUAAAUCUCCGGAGUUAGAUAGAUUAAAUGUUGAAAUGAGAAAACUAAGUUCUACCCUUAUUGAAAAGAAUAAAGAAACAAUAAAAUUGCAGGAACGUCUUAUUAAAUGGAAGAUACGAUCAUCCUUCAAAAUGCGUCCAGGAACUUCAAAGACUUACUGUGAUGAUACGCCCAUUUAA
Molecule: messenger RNA, 670 nt
Organism: Drosophila sulfurigaster albostrigata
Lineage: Eukaryota; Metazoa; Arthropoda; Insecta; Diptera; Drosophilidae
Exons: 3
Coding region: 146-670 (174 amino acids)
Source: RefSeq, a predicted model, not a curated record